AUGGAUUUCACGCCUUCCAGUUCCUGCGCGCUUCGGAAGCGACUGUUGGGCCUCUUCAACGUCUACUCAACGGUGGUGCCGGGCGGCGAUGGUGUCUGCGAGCUGAAUGGUGUUCGACGGCUCGAGGCAUCUCGCUAUCACGCGUGUCUCAAUUCCCUGGCACGUCUCAGCAGCUUUCGUAACUUGUUUAUCGGUAGCGAAGAUGACAUGGCCAUACGGGUGGCCGCGACGCAGCUGCAGUCUAGGCCGAUACAGGACAUACUGUGGAGAGAAGCGGUGAGGCGAGAUGCGAACUGUGCUCGGCAGCAGCAGCGCCUGAACCUGCUUGAGGCGGAAAGAACUGCCGCCCUUUGGCCCAGUAACGAUGACUACGCCGACGAGGAUUUCCUCGGCGAGGCAUGCUACAGCCCCUCGACCUUUAGUCAUGGCAUUCACUCAACGUCCAGCGAAGAUGCCGGCGCAGCGGACGACGCGAGAGGCAGCAUUUCAUGGAACGCCUUGCACUCGGUCCUUGUCCUCUACCUGUACGAUCACCAACGCUUCCACAACUCUUUUCUGACCCCAGAAGUCGACGCGCUGCGAAGCGACAGCGAUGGAGGCAUCAUGAUGCGCACCGGCCCGGGCAAAGUGUGCGCGCAGGAGAAGCAAAGCAAUGUGGCUGCCAUGACGCCGCCGGUGCGAAGAAAGGCAACUUAUGCGAAUAGCGCUACUCGUGUAGCCGCGAUCCAGGCAGACGAGCGGCAACCUUGUGGCCCCACUAAGUCUGCUGCACCCUCACCGUGGACUGCGAAUCCGCAGCCUUCGUUGCAGGGUACUUUGCCUCGGCAGCCCAACAUGGAGUUUGCGAUGGAUGUGCACAUGAGAGAGGAAGAUGCCGGCAGGUCACUCGAGCCGGUGUACACGCCGCCAAGCCCACCGUCACCCCGAAAGCACGCGCAGCGCGAAGCAGCCAAGUUCUCGUAUCAACAACGCCACAUUGGUGUUGUGGCCGAUGUGGAGGUCCUCAGCGGCGGACAGCCGUUUUUUCGUCGCGCUGCGUCAGCGUCGGUGUCCUCGUUCUCGUCGUCGUGGUCACCCCCGUCUGCGAUGAGUGCCGUAGUUCCGAAGAGAAUAGCGGCGACGACUCGACGGCAGUGGUCUGCCUCUCCGUCACCGCGGAGACCUGCGAGUGCCGCGGUGGUCUUCGGAGAGGAACAUGCCGCGGCUUCUCCGACCCCGCACGUGGCUCGCGUUCUCAGGCUGCGCCCUCAGUCACCCUCUCAGCAGAACACGAUGGCGGGCCAGCCGCGAGAGUACCAUCAUCGAAAGCAUCGCGCCAGCCGUGCUGGCGCAGCCGUGCCGAGGCUGGUCACUGUCAAGAGAAGCGCACGUGUGCAGCGACUGUACACGACACGCCAUCCGCAGCCCGCGAACCCGGCGGAUGCGACGCCGGAGUUGGCGAUCCGGGAAGGAGGCACUGGUGCCGAUGCGAACAAGCCAAAGUUGUGCUUGCUCGUACCCCAGCCGCCAGUUUCACGGCCAGUACUCGCCGAGGCAUGGCCAGACAGGCGCGAGUACUCUUGCGACUCGAAAGCCCCUCCCACCACCCGCCAUGAGGGAUGCUUCUGCGAGGCGGAGGAGAACGCUUCCUUACUCGAUAUCAAACUCCAGCGCGAACGGACCGGCGAGCGAUCGGACAGCGGCAGCCAUGCUCAGGGCCGCCGCACCACUUCAUUUGCCCUCAGCGCUCCGAGGGGAGGCAGCGCCGAGGCAAGUAAUGGCGGUGGCUCAAUGCGACCCGACUGGGUGCGCGGGACUUCUCCAACAAAGCCGCCGCCCUCUCCCGGCACCCCUCCAGCGCUGCUUAGGGCCCCAGUGUUGCCCUCCCGCGCCCCCUUAGCUGCAUCAGUGGGCGUGGAGGAUGCAGCGAGCGAUCAGGAGAACCAGCCGCCUCCGACGCAGACUUCGCGGCGGCGCAAUGCUCUCUACCAACUGGAGCACCCCCUCCCCUUUACUACUGGCGAGCCUUUGGCUCCUCACUUCCUCAAGGAAGAGCGUCAUACCGGAGUAGCAGCGGUCCCGGCGAUGGUGGUGCCAGUGCAUCACGCCACCGCACCGUCGCCGACACCUACUCCGCGGGAGGAUGAGACGGACGCAUGGCAGCAUUCUGCGGUCCACCGUGAGGCAUCAGCUGUUGCACCCUCGUCUCCGCUCCACCAUUUCACGACUCAGCCGGAGCCGAGGCAACGGCGGCGUCAGCCACAAGAGCAGCACCAGCCCAUUCGGCGACCGACACCCCAGCAGCUCAUCGGAAUGUCGCGUCUUCCUUUCUCGCCAUUCGACACAUCGUCGCCGGCCACCAACAGAAGCUCGCGCGUUUCAUCGACGGAGCAACAGCAGAAAGACCGGAAGCUCAUGCCUGCACCAACCCUCACUAAUCCAGCACCCCCGACGCUAUCCCCCUUCUUCUGUGAGACGACGCACCGUCCGUUUGCGAGCGCAGAUGUGAUGAGGUCGACAGUGAUAGAUGAAGAAGCACGCACACCAACAAGGCGCUGGUCACCAGGCCCGCAGAGCCUCACGUGUCGCACCCCAACUAGCAUGGUAUCUCCCAUGAAUCGCCAACCGCCAACACCACUCUCGCCGGCGUCAACGAAGGCGCAGCAGCAGCAACCGGAUGGGCGAUCGCCUCCACCUCGGCUGUCGAGUCGUGCGAAAGCUCAAUCCAUCACCCGCGUCAGCCGCACUCUGCAGACGCCGCCACGGGUGCCUUCCACUCGCGUACUUCUGUCUCCCUCUGGCAGUCUGGAAGUAACAACGCCUCCCUCGCUAUCGCCCUCCAUGUAG
Messenger RNA from Leishmania mexicana MHOM/GT/2001/U1103, 2826 nucleotides. RefSeq lists its product as hypothetical. The record is from RefSeq and is a predicted model, not a curated record. NCBI's taxonomy places the organism in Eukaryota, Euglenozoa, Kinetoplastea, Trypanosomatida, Trypanosomatidae. Bases 1 to 2826 code for a protein of 941 amino acids. The transcript has a single exon.